Exophiala bonariae is the source of this 894-nucleotide messenger RNA. RefSeq lists its product as uncharacterized. The transcript is spliced from 2 exons. Lineage: Eukaryota; Fungi; Ascomycota; Eurotiomycetes; Chaetothyriales; Herpotrichiellaceae. The coding region runs from base 1 to 894 and encodes 297 amino acids. The record is from RefSeq and is a predicted model, not a curated record. Gene Ontology annotation, molecular function: ferrous iron binding; oxidoreductase activity, acting on single donors with incorporation of molecular oxygen; zinc ion binding.
AUGGGCCUGACACCGGUCCAUUUCUUUUCGCAUGGUUCCACACGAAUGCUGUCAGCAGAUACGACAUCGGGGAAGUACUGGACCAAGUGUGGUCAAGAGGCUCUCGAGAACAAAGUGAAGGGGAUUAUCAUCAUAGGUGCUCAUUGGGAAUGCUUAGGAGAUGGCAUUCAGGUCGCGAUUAAUCCAAAUCCUCAUAAAACUCCUUGCCCAUUUUCCAACCAGGCGGAUUGGGUCGAUUGGAAGCCCAACCCCGACAUCGACGGCGCGAAUCGCUGCAUUAAACUGCUCGCAGCAGCAGGAUACAGCGUCUCAGGAAAUUCAACUACGCCGUGGCAUCAUGACGUGUUCAUGAUCUUGAUCCGCAUGUUCCCAGACAACGCAACGUGCCCGCCCACUGUAAUUCUGUCGUCCAAUGCACGAUAUGACCCACACUAUCAUAUGAAAAUGGGGACCACGUUGCGCAAACUUCGUCACGAAGGCUACCUCUUCAUCGGCACGGGCGGCGCUGUUCAUAAUCUCUAUCGCAACACAUGGUCUAAUAUGCUUCGUUACAGAGAGUCGCUAGGUCAAGAGAAACCUCCAGAGGAGUGGGCCCUUGAGUUCCGUCAAGCUACUGAGGAUGCUAUCACGAAGAACUCUGGCCCUGCUCUCCGAGCUGCACUUGUUCGACUGAUGAAACACCCAGCCUACCGUGAUGCCCAUGCAACUGACGAGCACUUCAUCCCUGCUCUUUUCUGUGCCGGUGCUGCAGGAGACUGGGAGGAUGUUGGUGGCAAGAACGUACUUGGUGCUGAGAGCUGGGAACUAACGAACAUGUGUAAUUCGCAGUAUACUUUAGGCGCAUAUGUUUAUACGAGACAGCAGGGGGAGGUUUCGGUAUCGACAGGUGUUUGA